UGAAGUGUGGUUGAAGUGAACAUGGACAUGAAUCUCCCGGUGGAUUAUGACUCUGCUGAAGGUGGCAUUUCAAACAGAAACCCGAGAGUUGACAAGUAUGGAUUUGAGCAUUCUAAAGAUCUUAACUCAGAAACCUAUGAGGAAAUGAUGACUGAGUAUAUACCAGUGCUUGCCAGAAGAUCAGAAAAGUGGUCAAGGCUUCUACAAGAAAACACAAAAAUGGAUAAGAAUAUAAAAGUGAAGAGGUAUGUGAGGAAAGGUGUUCCCAACGAACACCGUACUCUGAUCUGGAUGGCUGCCAGUGGAGCCCAGCAGCAUCUGCAGAUGAACUGUGGUUAUUACCACUCUCUCCUGAAGGGUCACCAUGACCCCAUGCUGGAGGAGACAAUAUGCACUGACUUGCACAGAACUUUCCCAGACAACAUUCAGUUUCAUGACUCCUCCCAGUCUUGUUUACUGAAGGCUCUAUAUAAUGUUCUACUGGCAUAUGGACACCAUAACAAGGAUGUUGGAUACUGUCAGGGGAUGAACUUUAUUGCAGGAUACCUCCUUAUUAUAACUAAAGAUGAAGAAAAAUCCUUCUGGUUAAUGGAUGCUUUGCUGAGUAGAAUCUUACCUGAUUACUAUACGCCAGCCAUGCUGGGGCUAAAGACAGACCAGGAGGUUCUUGGAGAGCUGGUGAAGUCUAAGGUGCCUGCAGUGUGGCAGACUAUGACUCAACACAAUGUCAUGUGGGGCCUGGUGGUCUCAAGGUGGUUUAUUUGCCUUUACAUUGAUGUCCUUCCCAUGGAGACAGUGCUGAGAAUAUGGGACUGCCUGUUCUAUGAGGGCUCCAAGAUCCUGUUCCGCGUGGCCCUCACACUGAUUCGUCAUCACCAGAAAGUGAUCCUGCAGGCGCGAAAUUUUUCAGACAUCUGCGAGUGUUUCAAACAGAUCACGCAUGGGGAGUUUGUGGAGAACUGUCAUGCGUUCAUGCAGAACAUCUUUAUGGAGCCUGGUAGUCUUUCCAUGGCAACGAUCAUGAAGCUCAGAGAACUAUGUCGAGAACGCAUACAAGCUCAGAAUUGUGGAAGAUAAUGGUGACAAUAUUCUACUCACUCUGGAGUAUGGAGUAUAAAUGACACUGUGAAUGUGGAAUGCGUGUUGUAAAAAUUCUAAUUCAUGCAAAUUCAACAUGAGAAAUUUAAUAGGUCAUUAAAUGUUUUUUUUUUAAUUUUCCUUCAUUUUCUAAAAUCAUAUUUUUGUUUUAAAAACAAGAAUUAAUUUUUGCUAUGAAUGAUUACCACUGUGAUUAUAAAUAUCUAUAAAGAUAGAUAUCUGUCUGCUGUUAUAUCUAUAGGCUUUUAGAUGGAAAUGUACCUAUGCCAGAAUACUGAAGGGGAAACAAUUUAGUUUUUAGAUAAAAUUAUUUUAAAAAAAAUUUCUAUAAUUUAUUAACUUUGACUAUAUGCAUGCUCACCCAUUUUGCUGUAAUGGGUGAGCAAAAUUCAUUUACAGUUGCAUUACUACUUGAAUAAAAUCUACCUGUGAACAAUGUUGCCAUAUAAAUACACCUGUUACAGAGCAUUCCAAAACAGAGAUUAGUUUGGGGAUUAACAAGCUAUUAAAACAGUCUGGUUUCAAGGUUCUACAAAAUAAACAAUCAAUCAUAGUUUUGUCAUAAAAUUAUCCAAAAUUUUCACAUGCCAGAGAACUCCAUUAAACUCCUUCUUUAAAAGUUGAAAAAAUACACACUCAACUGUGUCUCCGCUUUAGAAGGCCAUCCAACAAAGGUCAGUAACCUAAGAAGGGCAUUAAUCAGAAAAGCAAAUACAAUGCCAAGGGUAUCUUUUAAUAUAAUGCUACCACCACCAUGCCUAACUAUAAAGGUGAUAUUCUAUGUGUGAUGAGCAGUGAUGGAUUUCCAUUAAAAUGUGGAUGCUAUGGUUGUCUUGUGAACAAUUUCUAUUCUCUUUCAAUUCAGGGUUUUCCUU
Clarias gariepinus (North African catfish) is the source of this 1973-nucleotide messenger RNA. RefSeq names its product growth hormone regulated TBC protein 1b (gene grtp1b). The transcript has 8 exons. The record is from RefSeq and is a predicted model, not a curated record. Lineage: Eukaryota; Metazoa; Chordata; Actinopteri; Siluriformes; Clariidae. Bases 22 to 1077 code for a protein of 351 amino acids.